ACGUACAUGUAAUUAAUUACUUGUUGAUGAUUUUUAAGAAAAAAAAACUCACUUAUAUUAAUUAUAGCAUUGUCUGUUUUAUGCUAUAUAUAUCUUUGUUUGUAACAACACUUGUGACUUGAUGAGAAACCGAAUCCAAUCUCCCUACUACAUAUACUCUUUGCAAACAAACUACGGAGUAGUUUUUUUGUCUUGUUUGGUUAUAUUUUGUUAUAUAUGUCUUUCUUCUUCCAAAUAAUUAUGCAAGCUAAGGAUACUGAGGAGAAAGGCGGUGUUAAUACACUGUUCCGGCUUGUUAAGGUGCGUGAGAGGAAGGCCCGAUAUCUGGACCACGUGAGAUGUGUGAAGGGGAGCAAUGGUAGAGUGUUAGUUGAGACUGCCAAAGUGGCUAAUUAUAAGCGCUGGGGGGAGUACUUUUGUGAACUCUUAAAUGCGGGAGGAGACCAGAGGCUAGUUCUUGAUGAGCUGGGGCAGUCCGGGGCGUCUCGGGUGUAUUGUCGACGCAUUUGCCUAAGAGAGGUGGUUCGGGCUCUUCGAGGGAUGCGUAGUGGGAGAGCUUUGGGACCAGAUGAGAUUCCGGUGGAGUUUUGGAAGCAUGCGGGUUGUGGUGCGUGGGUUUGGUUAACCAAACUCUUCAAUGUUAUCUUUCGGACAACAAGGAUGCCUGAUGAGUGGAGGGAGAGUCUCUUGGUCCCCUUGUUUAAAGGUAAAGAUGACAUUCAGAGCUGCGAGAUAUACAGAGGCAUCAAACUCCUUAGCCACACCAUGAAGGUUUGGGAGCGAGUCAUUGAGUAUAGGGUGCGGAAAGGGGUAUGCAUCUCUGAGAACCAGUUUGGUUUCAUGCCUGACAGAUCGACUGCAGAGGCCAUUCACCUCGUGAGGAGGUUAAUGGAAGAGUAUAGGGCUAGGAAGAAGGACCUUCAUAUGUUGUUUAUUGAUCUUGGGAAGGCGUACGAUAGGGUGCCAAGGGAGGUCUUAUGGAGGUGCCUAGAGACGAGAAGAGUUCCCAUCGCGUACACUCGCGAGAUCAAGGAUAUGUACAAUGGGGCUAUGACUAGGGUAAGGACCUCCGGGGGCGACUCUGAGUCAUUCUCGGUAGGGAUGGGGUUGCACCAGGGAUUUGCCCUUAGCCUUUUUUUGUUCGCUUUGGUGAUGGACGUCCCGACUCAAGGUGUUCAAGAAGGGGUCCCAUGGUGCAUGCUUUUCGUGGAUGAUAUCGUGCUUAUCGACGACACACGUGAGGGACUAAACGAUAAGUUGGAACGAUGGCGUCUUGCCCUUGAGAUUAAAGGAUUCAGAAUAAGUAGGAACAAGACUAAAUACAUGGAAUGUCAUUUUAGCGGCCGGGAAACAGAAUCAGAAGUGGAAGUUAGGAUUGACUCUCACGUAGUACCUAAGGUAAACAGGUUCCGAUACCUUGGCCCGGUAAUCCAGGCGGAUGAGGAGUUAGACGGGGAUGUUGGACAUCGUGUUGGAGUGGCUUGGGCCAAAUGGCGGUUGGCCUCAGGGGUGUUGUGUGACCCAAAGAUUUCACCCAGGAUGAAAGGUAAAUUCUACCGAUCUAUAGUCAGACCUGCUAUGUUAUACGGGGUAGAGUGUUGGGCGGUUAAGAAGAGUCAUGUGCUUCGUUUGCAUGCGACGGAGAUGCAGAUGUUACGAUGGAAGUGUGGGAAGACAAGGUUGGAUAGGAUUUCGAAUGAAGUUAUUCGACGUCAGAGGUGCGAGAGGAUCACGGUUAUCGGGGGAAGUAGGGGAAGGGGACCUAGGAAGAAUUGGAAGGAGGUGAUUAGGCAGGAUUUAGGACUUCUCACCCUGGCUGAGGAUAUGGCUUUGGAUAGGAACCUUUGGCGGACUAGGAUUAAAGUAGCUGGUUGAGCUGGGGGUCUCUUGGAAACAGCCUUCCUACUUCCGAGUAGGGGCAAGGUCUGCAUACACACACCCUCCCCAGACCCUACUGUAGUGGGAUUCAACUGGGUUGUUGUUGUUGAUUAUUAAAUAUUUUUGUCGCCU
This is a messenger RNA of Cuscuta campestris, 2010 nucleotides long. NCBI's taxonomy places the organism in Eukaryota, Viridiplantae, Streptophyta, Magnoliopsida, Solanales, Convolvulaceae. The record is from the annotation of a GenBank genome assembly.